UUUUAUUCUCAUAUUUUAUUUAUAAAGCAGAGGAGAGGGAGGGGGUUGUUUGGUUUGGUUCCAGCUACUGGUGUAUCUCUUUAAGCGACUGGCGAUCGGAUCCAGCUACUGAUCAAGGAGGCAACAUGUGGGGUGUUAUGAGGCACAGGAGUAUUCGCCCUGCCAUCUCCGCAUUCAGAUAUUUCUCUUCUGCCGCCAAAGAGAUUACUGUGAGGGAGGCUCUGAACACCGCCCUCGAUGAGGAGAUGUCAGCUGAUCCUAAAGUCUUCUUGAUGGGUGAAGAGGUUGGGGAAUAUCAGGGUGCAUACAAGAUAUCCAAGGGGCUGCUCGAGAAGUAUGGCCCCGAAAGGGUUCUCGAUACUCCAAUCACUGAGGCUGGGUUUGCUGGGAUUGGAGUUGGCGCUGCAUACUAUGGUCUAAGGCCUGUUGUGGAAUUUAUGACUUUUAACUUCUCCAUGCAGGCAAUAGAUCAUAUUAUUAAUUCUGCUGCAAAAUCAAACUACAUGUCUGCUGGGCAAAUAUCUGUACCUAUUGUCUUUAGAGGACCCAAUGGUGCUGCUGCUGGGGUUGGUGCUCAGCAUUCUCAAUGUUAUGCAUCUUGGUAUGGUGCAUGCCCUGGGUUGAAAGUCUUGACACCAUAUUCAUCUGAAGAUGCUCGUGGUUUGCUUAAAGCAGCUAUAAGGGACCCUGAUCCUGUUGUUUUCCUUGAAAAUGAGUUGUUAUAUGGUGAGUCAUUCCCUGUUACAGCCGAAGCUCUUGAUUCCAGUUUUUGCCUUCCCAUAGGAAAAGCAAAGAUUGAGCGGGAAGGAAAAGAUGUGACUAUUACAGCUUAUUCAAAAAUGGUUGGCUAUGCUCUCAAGGCUGCUGAGACACUGGCAAAGGAAGGAAUCAGUGCUGAGGUUAUUAAUUUGCGUUCUAUCCGACCGCUUGAUCGGUCCACAAUCAAUAAUUCUGUAAGGAAAACAAAUAGGCUGGUAACUGUUGAAGAAGGGUUUCCUCAGCAUGGUGUUGGUGCUGAAAUAUGCACAUCUGUCAUUGAGGAGAGUUUUGGUUAUCUCGAUGCACCUGUUGAGAGAAUUGCUGGGGCUGACGUUCCUAUGCCUUAUGCAGCAAAUCUGGAGAGAAUGGCUGUCCCACAGGUUGAAGAUAUUGUUCGUGCUGCAAAGAGAGCAUGCUACAGAUCUGUGCCUUUGGCUGCAGCUGCUUGAAAGUCAAAAAAUUUUCAUGUCCUGGUUAGGUAAUCCUUGAUGUACCAAAAACAAUUUUCCCCCUAAUUUCCACCAUAAAACAUCAGGAAGAAAUUGCAACCAAAUAAUGCUGGUUUUAACUAAUCGGUUAUGUUAGGCUUUGGUUUAAAAGAUUCUUAUGUAUGCAUAAUACUGUCCUAAUUUUCAGGACUCUCAGAUGCUAUACAUUUUUUUCCCUUCUCAGCAUAUCUGGGAGGAAGUUCAUGUUUAAUAACUUGGAUAACAAUGACACAUGGAGGGAAGUUUUCUGUGUUUUUGGUUUCUGUUUGGCAAAAAUUAUGUAGUCAACUUUUGAAUAGAAUCAUACAUUAUCGGCUCUCUCUUUCAGCAGACUA
Molecule: messenger RNA, 1582 nt
Organism: Cajanus cajan (pigeon pea)
Lineage: Eukaryota; Viridiplantae; Streptophyta; Magnoliopsida; Fabales; Fabaceae
Gene: MAB1
Product: Transketolase family protein
Biological process (GO): pyruvate decarboxylation to acetyl-CoA
Cellular component (GO): pyruvate dehydrogenase complex
Molecular function (GO): pyruvate dehydrogenase (acetyl-transferring) activity
Source: RefSeq, a predicted model, not a curated record